AUGCUUUUAGCAAUAUCAUCUCAACGAUUAUUCUCACGUUCAGUCAUCUUUGCUGCCUACAAACAUCAAAUAUCUUCCAUCUCAAUUCAUUCGAAUAAUAGACGACAUCGGUCUUCAUCUCAAUCUCAUCGAAACAAUCUAAAUCGACCGGUAAAUCAGACAGACAAUUUACGUCGACUUUUUCAAGCAGUUGAUGUCAAACCAAUCGUAUCCACUGACAAACUUGAUACACCAUCGUCAACAAACAAUGUAGAUGCAAAUAUUGGCCAAGAGUUAACUGGUGGAAAAACGCUGGAUCGAAACUCACUUCUUCGUGUGAUAACCGACUUUUAUCGUCGUGAUGAAAUCAAAAAAUUAGCUGCUGAUCAAGGUCUUGAUAUUCGAUUAUUUCAAGAUGCAUAUGUUAGUUUUAGAAAGUUUUGUAUUCAGUCAACAGUUUUACCUGUAGAUUUACAUAUUGUGUUGAGCGAUAUCAUCUCUGGAUCUGGUCAUGCAACGGAUAUCUUCCCCUAUUUUCUCCGACAUGCACGAGAAAUGUUUCCACAUUUGACAUGUAUGGAUGAUCUAAAGAAAAUCAGUGACCUUCGAGAUCCAGCGAAUUGGUAUCCAGAUGCUCGAGCUAUUCAAAGGAAAGUGAUUUUCCAUGCUGGUCCAACAAAUAGCGGAAAAACUUAUCAUGCACUUCAACGGUUUAUGAAUAGUGAAAGCGGAGUCUACUGUGGACCAUUAAAACUAUUGGCAUCAGAAGUUUUCUAUAAAACGAAUGCAGCUGGCACAAAAUGUGAUCUAGUAACGGGCGAAGAACGACGGUAUGCUGAUCCAGAAGGCAAAGCAGCUAAUCAUGUUGCAUGUACAGUUGAAAUGACGAAUUUAACGACAGUUUAUGAUGUAGCAGUUAUUGAUGAAAUUCAAAUGAUGCGUGAUCCACAGCGUGGUUGGGCAUGGACUCGAGCAUUGCUUGGCAUUCAAGCCAAAGAAAUCCAUCUAUGUGGUGAAGGUUCAACAAUACGACUUAUUCAAGAAUUAAUGGUAACAACAGGUGAUGAAGUGGAAAUUCGAGAAUAUAAACGAUUAACAAAAUUAAAUUAUCAAGAGAGAGCACUAGAAACAUUCGAUAAUGUCAAACCUGGCGACUGUUUUGUCUGCUUCAGUAAAAAUGAUAUUUUUCACAUAACACGUGAAUUAGAACGACGUGGACACGAAGUAGCAGUUAUCUAUGGUUCAUUACCGCCAGGCACAAAGUUAUUACAAGCUCAACGGUUUAACGAUCCCAACGAUUCGUGUAAAAUAAUGGUGGCGACUGAUGCGAUUGGAAUGGGUUUGAAUUUGAGUAUAAAACGAAUUAUCUUCUAUAGUCUGAUGAAACCGCAAUUGAAUGAACAAGGAGAGAAAGAAAAAGAUACUGUAACAACUUCACAAGCACUGCAAAUUGCUGGUCGAGCGGGAAGAUUUGCAAGUGCUUUUCCCGAUGGUGAAGUAACAACAUUUCGUCGUGAUGAUUUACCUUUAUUAAAAGACAUCGUCAAUCGACAAGUAGAAACAAUUAAGAAAGAUUUUAUUUAUCAAUUACGUAUGAAAUCAUCUCGUGCAUUUUUAUCGGAAGUCGAGAAACGUUUUUCAUUGAUGCUAUUUACAUUAAGACAUUUCGAAGAUGAAAAACGCGCACGUAUGGGUGUUAUUGAAUGUGCAAAACAUGAUCUUGUUGAACCAUAUCCAGUUUAUCAAGAAAAAGAAGGAGAAUUUGUUGCCGAAUUUAAAUUCACACUUCUAUUAAUGCCCAGUGGACAAAUGAAAAUCACCGGUUUACCAAUUGAUUUAGAUUUAUAUGAAUCGGAGUAUAAAAUAACCGAUAGUGAUAUCAAACAAUUGCUUACAAGUUCAACACAAAAGAAGAAAAACAAAAAGAAGAAGAAGAAAGGUACAGGCGCAUCAGGUGCAACAGCUCUUGACAAUGUGGAAGCAGUCGAAGAUGAUGGUGAUGAAGAUUUUGAAGAUGAACCCGAUCCAGUCGCACAAAAGAAAUCAACGAAAUCAAAGAAAAGCAAAUAA
This is a messenger RNA of Adineta ricciae, 2049 nucleotides long. Lineage: Eukaryota; Metazoa; Rotifera; Eurotatoria; Adinetida; Adinetidae. The record is from the annotation of a GenBank genome assembly.